Messenger RNA from Spodoptera litura, 613 nucleotides. RefSeq lists its product as uncharacterized. The record is from RefSeq and is a predicted model, not a curated record. Lineage: Eukaryota; Metazoa; Arthropoda; Insecta; Lepidoptera; Noctuidae. Gene Ontology annotation, molecular function: fatty acyl-CoA hydrolase activity.
AUCGUAGUAUUAUACAUAAAUAGUAAUAACAAUAAUUUUAUUUUCAUAAAUAUUAACAAUGGCAACAAGUAGUAGAGCUGCUCGCCUUGUAAAAGCUUUAGACAACUUGGUAACGAAGACAUGUUUUGAUUACGGUACAGUUCUCAAGAAAGUAAAAUUGACCACGGUGUCUAAUGGAGCAUUUCAAGGCACUUUCACUGUCGAUAAAUCUAUGUGUAACAUGGGAGGUUCCUUGCAUGGAGGCUACAUUGCAGCCGUGUCCGACGUUUUAUCAUUUUACACGCAACUUAGCAAUGAUGACGCUAAGCUCUCUUUUACUACUGGAAUGAAUAUUAAUUACAUUGGGGUAGCAUUUGAAGGCGAUACAGUCAACGUGGCUACCAAAUCAUUGAAAAAAGGGAACUCAUCGGUGGUAGAAACGUACUUUCAUAACGAAAAAGGAAAAAUUUUAGCUAAAUCAAUCACUUCGUUUUUAGUUGGACCUGAACCGUUGCAAACAAUAACGAAAGACGUUAUAGGUUUUGAUGUGUAUGAAAAUUGAUUUGUAAAAUUGUAUACUAAAUGUAAAAUUACCAUUUUAUAGAAAUUUUGACGAUAGCAACUCUUAAAUUUU